CAGGUACAACCCCGACAGGGAGUUUGUCGAGUUCGCGCGAGACGUGGACCGGCUCGGGGAGGUGGCCGUGUUGGGAAAGGCGCCCCCAGACCUGGGCAUGCGCGAGUCCGCGGCCCUCUCGAGCCUGCUCCCGGUACUUGCAGCGCGCGGGUGGACCGUGUCGGGCUCCCCCAGGGACGCCGCGAAGGACGCUGGAGCCGCGCAGCGAGGCGAGCCGCCGCCGGAGCCCCCGCUGGCGCUGCUGGCCUCCCCGCAGGUGUGGCGGGCCGUCUGCCUGCUCGAGGUGGUGUCCGUCCAGUGGAUACCGCUCUGCCCGUGGGCGCGGACGCAGCAGUCGACCUCCCACGGCUCCGGCUUCAUCGUCGCCGGCCGUUGCAUCAUGACCAACGCGCAUGUUGUGGCCAACGCGAUCGACAUCCGGGUCCGGCCGCACGGUUCCGCCAAGCGCUUUGCGGGGAGAGUGAGGACGUUCGGUCCCGACGUGGAUCUGGCGCUCGUCGAGAUCCACCCCACCGUCGAGGACGACUUCUGGGCUCUCGUCGCGCACGUGGAGCCUGUGGAGCUUUCCGAUAGCCUGCCGUCCCUCCAGGAAACAGUGCAGGCCCUUGGCUUUCCAACUGGUGGCCGCACCAUCUGCGUCACAGAGGGGGUCGUCUCUCGCAUCGACUCCAUAGACUUGACCCCGCCUGCGGAUACCUCUCUGGUCAUACAGAUCGACGCGGCGAUCAAUCCAGGCAGUAGCGGUGGGCCUGUGCUCAACUCCCGCGGACUGGCGACCGGCGUGGCCUUCUGCAAAGACAGUCGCAGCUCGUCCGACAACAUUGGCUACGUGAUUCCUUCCCAAGUGGUGCGCACGUUUUUGGCGCGUUGUGAGCAGGAGGACGGAUACACGCUCUCGCCUUCUGUGCCGUACAGGUGGCACAAGUUGGAAAACCAAUCUCUCCGUGCUGCGCACAACGUGCCAGAAGGCGUCUCGGGCGUGCUGUUGACAAGCGUAUCGCCGCUGGUCAAAUCCAGCCUGCGGUGCGGUGACGUGCUCACAAAGAUCGACGGUCGCAGGAUCGCUGACGACGGUCAGAUUGUGCUGCGCGGCAGCGAGCUCAUCCAGCACAGGUACCUGAUCAGAAACAAGCGCGUCGGGGAGCCCACGGUGUUCACCGUGUUCCGCGACGGGGCCCAGGUGGAGACGCCUGCGGUGGAGCUGGUAGACCUCCCACCCAUCUGCCCGCGGUGGCCAGAGGUGGACUACUUCCCGGAGUACCUCAUCCUGGGGGCCCUUGCGCUGGUGCCGCUGGCGCAGGGCCACCACUGGUACAAGGAGUGCCCCUCGGAGCUGAAGGCCACGAUCGACCGCUGGCGCCGCCGCUGGCCGGGCGAGCGGGACGGCAAGGACCAACUGGUCCUCCUUGUCACCGUGUUCGCGCACGAGCUGACCUUCGGCUACCAGCGCGGCUGGCGCGUCUGCGAGAGCUACAACGGCGAGCCGGUGACCUCGCUGCGGCACCUCCGGUCCAUGUGGCUUGCCACGCGGGAGAAGGUCAACGAGGCACGCGCGGCUACGGCCGCGGCAGAGGGGGGCGGCCAGCCAACUCCUCCGGGCAUCUUCGUGCGGAUCGGGCUCCAGAGCGACGACGACGUCGUGCUGGACGCCGCCGCGGCGAUGGAGGCCGAGGAGAAGGUCUUGAAAACGCACGCCAUCGAGCGCCGCUCCUACAUCAAGGGGGACGACGACUAGAAUUGUCUAGCUCCGUUUCCCGCUGGGCCCGAGAUUGGCCUCGCCGUGAGCUUCCUGCCCAGCGGGUGAGUGGCCCGGGGGACCCCCGAAAGUUGUGGGCAGCACCCUACUCAGUUAUAGCAGUUUUUGCCUGUCCUGCCCCCCUUGGAAAAUAAGUGCUUGCUUGCGGAUGGCGGGCGCGAGGCGCAGACGGGUACGGGUUCGUGAUAUAUCACUGCGCAAGAUUCUGGCAAAACGGUUUGGCGCAUCUGCAUCUGAUGACUUUCUCGUCGCUGCAGCUCGAGUCGAGCUGAGACGCUGGCUAGCGG
Molecule: messenger RNA, 2043 nt
Organism: Prorocentrum cordatum
Lineage: Eukaryota; Dinophyceae; Prorocentrales; Prorocentraceae
Source: the annotation of a GenBank genome assembly